AUGUCUCCAAAUGGGUGGAAGCCAUUGCCAGCCCUACUAAUGACGCACAAGUGGUCAUCAAGAUGUUUAAAUCCAUCAUUUCCAAGGUUUGGAGUGCCUAGGAUAGUCAUAAGUGAUGGAGGUUCACAUUUCAUCAACAGAAUCUUUGCCAACCUUUUGAAGAAGCAUGGAGUACUCACAAAGUUGCCUCUCCUUACCACCCUCAAACUAGUGGACAAGUUGAGAUCUCAAACAGAGAACUCAAGAGCAUACUUCAGAAGACAACAGGAAGACAAGAAGGAUUGGAGUGCCAAACUAGAUGAUGCUCUAUGGGCAUACCGCACUGCCUUCAAAACACCACUUGGUACACCCCCUUUCAUCUUUUUAUGGUAA
Microthlaspi erraticum is the source of this 372-nucleotide messenger RNA. The record is from the annotation of a GenBank genome assembly. Lineage: Eukaryota; Viridiplantae; Streptophyta; Magnoliopsida; Brassicales; Brassicaceae.